AUGUCCAGCAAUACAAGUCCCGAACGAGCGACUCCUGAGACACCGAAGCUGCGACCACUCUCGAUAGAUCGGCCCGACCCUGAAACACUGCGCGACAUCAUCGCCAAUGACCACUUUGGUGGCGAAAUGCCACCUUCCAUUGUCGAAGCGUGGGUGAUGGCACUACAGCCUGGCAGCCGUGUGCCGUUGCCUCCCAACGUGAAAGGAUUCUAUGGUGGAGACCUUAGGGCUUCCAUGCCUAUUGAAAUCGCCCGCGGCUCGUACAAGUUCAUUACACACGAGACUGCAGACAAGGAGAAGAUCGAGAAGUACUCGAGGCGCAUGUUGACGGCUUUAUCGAUUGUUGAUAUCGACGAGGUGUCUCGGCAUGAGCCGACUACAGGCUUGCUCACAUUGUGGCAUACGACUCUCGCGCUUGUGAGACUGCCCGACGCAGCUGGUGACCUGUUGCAAACAUUCAGACAGUACAAAGAGCUUCGGCCUAAAUCCUCGCUGCCGGACAGCAAAUUACCACUGCCAGACCGCCUAAAGGGUCGUCUUCUGAACAUUGCUGAGGAACUUGGAAAUACAGCUGCCGCGCAGCUCCUCUCGACACAAUAG
This is a messenger RNA of Fonsecaea nubica, 600 nucleotides long. RefSeq lists its product as hypothetical. Bases 1 to 600 code for a protein of 199 amino acids. The transcript has a single exon. NCBI's taxonomy places the organism in Eukaryota, Fungi, Ascomycota, Eurotiomycetes, Chaetothyriales, Herpotrichiellaceae. The record is from RefSeq and is a predicted model, not a curated record.